GAGAGAGAGAGAGAGAGAGUGAGAGCGAGAGCGAGAGCGGUUAAGGAUUUCUCUGACAGUGACAGUCAGUUUUGCUGUGAAGCUGCAAGCAACAGGACUGUGUCGGUCUUUCUGCAGGUGGGAGUUCUUGAAACCCCCAUUUUCGUCUUUCAAGGAGCCUUUCCAAAUACAUUUUUCAGGGAUUACUGCAUUUCGAAAACCAAUGCUUUCUCUUCCGUCUUUCUGAGGCGCUGUAAUGUCAUUGGAAUUGAACCCAGAAAGGGAAGCACAUACAGUUCUUAGUCGUGGAUGUGUAUGCAGUUCAUUGGUUUCAUUUACUUAAAGUGGAUAGCCUGCUUUCCAAAAUCUUUUUUUUUUUCUAACUGGUAUUUUAAGGAUAUAUCUUAAACCCACGCAUUUCAAGGAUUUUCUGUGCAUUGCCGAAAAGGGGCGUUUUAUCCUGGAUCCAAAUUCCUGACGGAUUGCAUUAGAUACUGUAUGGUGGAUACAGACUGUAUUACAGUAUAUAAUCUGAAUUCAAACAAGUAAAUAACUGAAAGCUAAGAGAUAAUGCGUGAACUUUUAAAGGUACGUGAGUACAAUUAAAACAAUGCAUACUAGUAACUUGCAUGCCAGAGGAUUAUGAGCAGUUGUAUACUUAUUUUAAAUACAGUUAGUGCAGGAUAAACAGAUCAUUUUACUUUUAAAUUUAGAAUUAAAAAAAAAAAAAUCAGUCCUAAACACGUUCCUUUGAAAACGAGAAGACUACAAUAAUAGAAAUUAAAGCAGGACCACUUUACUUUUAAAAAGCUCUGAGUAAUUAUUACCAUAAUUCAAACAAACCUUGCAUGUCACAAAAGUCUAAAUUGAUAAAGUGAAAACUAUCUUGAGUUGUUUUGUUUUGUUUUUUGUUUUUUGGAAAAUGUGUUUUGCAUAACGCCUGAAACGUCUGGUUUAGUUACUUUAUUUUACCGCGUUAUGGCAAAUAACACGAGACCUUACGAUAACCGGAAUAUCGUGUCAAAGUAUAUCCAUUACAAACUCCUGAAAAGGGGCUAUGUGUGGGAUUCCCAUGUGGGUAGAGAAUCUGGUUCUCCAAAUAAUAAUGGAUUGCUCGGCUCCUCCCCCUCCAGCUCUCCAGUUUUGGUACGGCGUCCCGUGCCAGAUCCUGGAGAGGGUCCUUCCCUUUUAGUAAAUCGAACGCCCAGGGUCGAUCCCCAUGCGGACCUCCAUAAGGUUUUACGGGAAGCCGGGGAUGAAAUCUCACGAAGGUAUCAGCGAGAGUUUGCAGAGAUGGCUGGACAGUUACAUUUCACACCAACCACAGUCCAAAGGAAAUUUGAAUCGGUGGUCGAAGAGCUUUUCAGGGAUGGGGUGAACUGGGGGAGGAUUGUCGCGUUCUUUGAGUUUGGUGGGACAAUGUGCCUGGAAAGCGUGAACCGGGAGAUGACGUCCCAAGUGGAUAAUAUAGCAAACUGGAUGACUGAGUACCUAAAUGGACCGCUUCAGAAUUGGAUCCAAGAGAAUGGGGGAUGGGAUGCCUUUGUGGAGCUAUAUGGAAGUCAGAGGGGUUCGAUGUCCAACUACUCCUGGCCUUCUCUGAAGACUGCCCUCAGUCUGGCUGCUUUGGGUGCUGCUGGCAUCACCAUUGGUGCUUAUUUUGUGCAGAAAUGAAAUGAAGAAGCAAACAGCCAUUCCUUUGGGUUUGAAGCACAACAGUUAAAAAUAAUAUUACCUAUAAGUGAACAGUAAAAUCUGGAUUCUACAUCAGCCUAAAUAGCAAAUACAGUAAAACAACACACCUCUUUCUUCAGGGGAGACAUGGCACACAGCUUUUUCAACAAUAGUUGUAACAUAGUUUCAUAAAAUUUCAUUUGUGUUUUUCUUUUUUUUUUCAGCAUUUGUCACGGAAAAAAAAAACUUAGGCUGAAAAAUGCAGGUGUUUUGGGGGUUCCUUUUGCAACUACAGUACUCAGUUUUACGACCAAUAUUGCUGUACCACAGAGGGGAUACAUGCAUAUACCUCUACCAAUAUCUUACUUUUUUACUUUGCCUUUUUAGGAUCGACAUUUUAGAAAAUCACCAUUUAAACAAUGUAGUAUAUGCAAACUCCUGGCUCCGGCAUGUGUGUAUAUGUGUUUCUGUAUAUGUGUGUUUUGUGUGUGGGGGGGGGUGGCAGGUUGCUACUUCUCUUGUUAAGGUCAGGGGACUGAACUACUUCUCCACUUGUCUGAUCAGACACAGUUCUUCCCAGAGAAGUGAGUCAGUAACAGAUGUUCUGACUUCUUCAUUAAAGGGUUUGUAUCGGAUUUGGUAAUCAGUAAUGCUCCUAAUUUUAAAUUGUAAAGAGCAUUGCUAAAGUAUUAAGGAUAGAGAUGCUGUACAUUUAUUAGCAUUCCAGCUUUCCUGUGUUUUGUUUUAAACAAGGAUUUGUUUUCUAGAAUGCUUCUUGAUAAUGAAACAAAAUACUAACUCUGUGGUAGUUAUUACUUUUCAUUAGCUCUAUAGUAAAGAAACAGCUUUAUCAUUAUGUUCUUCGACCAGCUUGAAAAAAAACAAAAUUCCCAUUAUGUCUUGGUUGCCCAAAAAGCUGAACUGGAGCUUGAGCAUUCUUGAGAAAGCAGCAUUGGAGGCAAAAUAGGUUUAGGUCAGUCACAUAUGUUUGACAGCGGAAAAUUCCACAGAUUAGAGACUGAAAGCUCUUUGAAUUGAAUUGAGUUACACUUCGAGGACAGCGUGUAAAUACAGUAUAAAAACCUGAAGACCGAAGGCCUAGCCUGCGUUAUACACUGAUACUAAGUCACCCAGUCACCCUGGGUGCAAAACCCCUAUGCUCCUGCAGUGCAUCAAUAAGGUGGUUGUAGAGCUGAGGGUAUUUAGAAAGCUAGCAAUAGGAGUAGGAGCAGCGAGUUCUGUAGGAGAAGAAGACAUAUUCAAGUGAAAGACCCAUCUAUUGUGUGGAUUCAGUAACAGUUAAAGAUCAAAUUGGCACCUCUUCACAAGCAGUUUAUGGGAAAGUUAUAUUAACCACAGUGGAGGUAAAAAAUCUUUAACAGGUGGUGUAUGUGUCUAUUUCAGCUAAUAAAACACACUUCUAUCAUCUUUCCGUCUGCAAAGAAAUACACGAGAAUACAUCAGUCACAUUCCUCAGAGACAUUUUUUUUUCAAGGACAGUGAGGUUUAACAGUCAGGGAACCGGCUACUGAUUAAAGAAAUAUGACGCAAGACUUUUCAUAGAUGAAAGGUUUUGUUCGUUAAUUAACACAGUGUUCAUUGAAGUGACCAAAUAACUCUCAUGUUAAUUCAUUCAAAGCCAUGUUGAAGGUAUAUUCACAUUCCACAGGUGUUCUCAGUCUCUUUUCUUUUUUCUCCCAAGUUACCAAACCUGUCUGGCUUGAAGCUGCAAACCAUUAGGAUGUAUGCAUGUGGGGGGGGGGGGGGGGGGGGGGGGUGGGGGGGGGGGGGGGGGAGGUAAUACUCUACUGGUCACUUUUUGUUUUUCAACACUGAGGAAUUAAAUAAUACCCAAUAGAUAGUAGCCAUUUUAAUAGGCUACUGUUCAGAUUAGAGGUAGCACAGGGCUAGGAUUGCCCCGUUAAUUUAGCUAGUAGAUAGGCUGGAUAAUUUCAGAAUUUAGAUUUUUGUUUUUACUUUAACUGUAAUAAUAUAUUUUUUAAAUGGUCCUCACUGAAAAAAUCCCAUAUGAUAUAAACCAUGGUAUAUUUGCAUACUUGUGCUGGUAUUUUUACAAUUAUUUUACAAAGAUUCAUCCAAGCCUUUACUUUUCAGUGCUUCACCAUGCUUCCCUGUUCUUUUGCAUGCAUUCAUUUUACUUCACUUUACUAUGUUUCUACCACGAUAAAGCACAGUAGACUUGUAUACCCCUGCUUGAUUAAAAUGUUCAAAGCAAGAGAAAGGACCUCAAGCCAACUGGGUGAAACUGGAUUGCUCGCAUGUGUUUGGUAAAUAAUGACUCUUAAAAGACCAUAAUAAGAAAUCAUCACCAUCACUUGAAUUACCCUGGUUAAUGAGCAGCUUGGUCGGGGUAUGAAAUAUCUGUAUUUCCUUAACUAAUUAAUUAUUCUUGUUUUCAUUCACUUUGUUUAAUUUUCCGUUUCAGUCAUUGCAUCCUGGGGACUUACUAAAACUCAGAAGUAUGAUGCACCCCUAUGGUCUCAACACGGCUCUUGGAAUCAUAGCUAACAUGGCGUGGAGAAUCUAAAUAUCGCCGUCACUCAGAUCAUUACAAGAAGGAAAUCUUAUGAAAACAUGCAUCUGUAACAAUGGGAGUUUUGUUUUUUAAAGUAAGUAAAAGGCCAGGAUUGAUUCUAUUUUAAUAGUUCAACAGUGUGGGUAUUUAGAUCCUCCACUGCAGAUCAAUUGAAUAGAUCUCAUUCAGCUCCACUGGGGUGCUUUAAGUAAUUUUAAAAAGUCACCAGUAUGUGAAGAAAAUUAUACAAAGUGAAUCUAAACAAAGAGGAGAUCGCUGCUGAUUCAUACCCUACCAAGCUGCUUUUUAAGGUUUCAUUUUUCAAACAAAAAUGGAAUCUUUAAUAACCCCAUAGCACAGAGAAACACCUUCCAGGAUGCUUUUGGUUUUCGGAUGAAAGCUGAUCAAAUAAGAAACUCAAACCAUUUCUCUGCUGGCCUGAUUUAUUUAUUUUUUGUUAGAAUUGUAUACUCUUUACUGGAACUUAAGGGGUUGAAAAGGCGUGUGAACCUACCAGAAGUUAUUCUACCAAAUUCUAAAAGUUAUCAGGCUAUACUGCCAGUAUGUCAUAGUGAAUUAAGCCAGCACACGCCUCUUGUAUGUGUUAUUCUUAUAAUCUUCAGUGUGUGUCCUUAAAAUAUUUACCUUCAAAGAGAAUAGUGUUUUAUAAAGCUGCAAUGUUACCUAUGUAAUACAUUUAGCUUAUUUAUUACUUUAUUUAAGCAGCUGUGCGCGUGUGUGUGUUUUUUUGUAUAUACAUUAAAGAGUAUUCCUGCAUAAAAUAUAACCCCCCCCCCCCCCCCCCCAAGUUUUACAACUGCUAUUUGUAUAGGCUACUUAGAAAAAAAGAAAAAAUGUACAUGUUAUGUGAUCUUAAAAUGUGCUUGUAAUUAUAGAUUCAUAUUUAUUAUAAGGUACCCAAUAUAAAGUAAUUCAUAUGCUUCUCCAAUUUGGUGUUGAUAAUGGAGGCUAUGGGAAAGAAACCUUAGCAUUACAGUGCAAAGAGGGGAUUAGGUACAUUUGGAGAGAAUCCCAGCCAAUGGGCCUCCCCAGUCGCACUAUUACAUACUCUUGCUGCUGCUAAACUAGUACCAGUAUGAUGACAUAGCUUUGUGGAUAUAAAACAGAACUAUUAGUAAAAAAGAAAAAAAAAAAAAAAACAGUAAAAAA
Messenger RNA from Acipenser ruthenus (sterlet), 5359 nucleotides. RefSeq names its product apoptosis regulator Bcl-2-like. Gene Ontology annotation, molecular function: protein heterodimerization activity; protein homodimerization activity. Gene Ontology annotation, biological process: negative regulation of intrinsic apoptotic signaling pathway; intrinsic apoptotic signaling pathway in response to DNA damage; extrinsic apoptotic signaling pathway in absence of ligand. NCBI's taxonomy places the organism in Eukaryota, Metazoa, Chordata, Actinopteri, Acipenseriformes, Acipenseridae. The record is from RefSeq and is a predicted model, not a curated record. Gene Ontology annotation, cellular component: mitochondrial outer membrane.